CCAUUCGUUCGCAUAUUAGUCUAAUUUCCUUUACUCUGCCGCUGCAAAAGCACUACUCUCUGCGCGGGAUUCCACACCAUUCUUUUAAUCUCUGGUUUCCUUAUUCAGCACACUGUUUCAUUCUAAAAGCAAUUUUGAACAUAAAAAACAGCGCCUUGCGAAAACGCGCGUUUCAAUGGCGGGAGGGAAAGCGAAGAAGGAGAAGGCGAAGGCGCAGCAGCACAUGCCGUACCAGGGAGGAAUCUCCUUCCACAAAUCGAAGGGGCAGCACAUUCUCAAGAACCCCUUGCUCGUCGACUCUAUCGUGCAAAAAUCCGGCGUCAAACCCACCGACGUCGUCCUCGAGAUCGGUCCCGGUACCGGAAACCUCACCAAGAAGCUUCUAGAAGUAGCGAAGAAAGUCAUCGCCGUCGAGAUCGAUCCACGUAUGGUUCUCGAGCUCCAGCGACGGUUCCAGGGCACUCCUCACUCCAAUCGCCUCACGGUUAUCCAAGGUGAUGUGCUGAAAACCGAUCUUCCCUAUUUUGACAUAUGUGUUGCAAACAUUCCCUACCAAAUAUCUUCUCCUCUCACAUUCAAGUUACUCAAUCACCAGCCUGUAUUUAGGGCUGCAAUCAUAAUGUUCCAGAGAGAAUUUGCCAUGAGACUAGUUGCUCAGCCUGGUGACAAACUAUAUUGUCGUCUUACGGUGAACACUCAACUCCAUGCUCGAGUCUUCCACCUCCUCAAAGUUGGAAGAAACAACUUCAGGCCCCCUCCCAAGGUUGAUUCCUCUGUAGUGCGAAUUGAGCCAAGGAGACCCCGUAUCGAAGUAAAGCAGAAGGAAUGGGAGGGGUUUUUGCGAAUUUGUUUCAACAGGAAGAACAAAACACUUGGUUCGAUAUUUAGGCAGAAGAGUGUGAUCUCCUUGCUUGAAAAGAACUACAGAACUGUUCGGGCGCUGCAAAUUGGGCAAGAAGAUUCAUUGAAGGAAACAGACACCAAAAUGGACUUUGCUAGUUUUGGUGAUGAUCAAGGUAUGGAGAUGGAUGAUGAGGGAGCAGAUGAUGAUGAAAUGGAAGUUGAGGAUGGGGAACCUGAUGAGGUGCAAUCCGAAUUCAAGGACAAGGUUUUGGGGGUUCUAAAAGAGGGAGAUUUUGAAGAAAAGAGGUCGUCCAAGCUCACGUUGCAGGAAUUCCUAUACCUGCUUUCUCUUUUUAACAAAGCUGGCAUACACUUCUCCUAAUUUCAGAUGGUCAAUUUUCUUGAUAGCUUCUUCAGUUUUAAAUCUACAAUAUUUUUUUCUUAUUAGUCUUAUCAUUAGGCUCACACUUUUCAAGGAAACAGUGCUAUGGAAGAAACUUUUCUUAAGCAUUGUAUUUUGUUGAGAUCCUUCGUGGAUGUGUACUACUCCAUAUAAUCUAUUGUGUCAUACAGAUUAUUUUUUUGGCAAAUAUUCUCGUUUUCUCUUUUUGAUGCAA
Vigna unguiculata (cowpea) is the source of this 1460-nucleotide messenger RNA. RefSeq names its product Ribosomal RNA adenine dimethylase family protein (gene DIM1A). The record is from RefSeq and is a predicted model, not a curated record. Gene Ontology annotation, cellular component: nucleolus. Gene Ontology annotation, molecular function: rRNA (adenine-N6,N6-)-dimethyltransferase activity. Lineage: Eukaryota; Viridiplantae; Streptophyta; Magnoliopsida; Fabales; Fabaceae. Gene Ontology annotation, biological process: rRNA methylation.